AUGAACCAAAUUUAAUUAGGAGAUGUUAUUGACAAUCAAUAUGAAAUAAUAAAAAAAAUAUCAUAAGGUUCAUUUGGAAUAGUAUAUUUUGGAAAAUGUAUGAAGAGAAAAAAAAAUGUUGCAAUAAAAGUAGAAAAGCAAGAAAUGGCAAGUUAUAGUAGUUUAAAUAGAGAAGUAUUAUAAUAUGUGAAAUUAGAUUGAAAUAUUGACACUUCUCUAAGGAGUUUCAUAGAUUCCUGAAUUGUAUUGGUAUGGUCAAUUUAAGAAAUGCAACGUUAUGAUAACCUAAUUGUUAGGACAUGAUUUGAGAUAUUUUUAAAAGCGAUACUAAAAGUUUUCAACAUAAUGUGUAUACAAUAUUGCUUAUCAAUCUCUAUGGAUUCUGGAACAAAUUCAUAAAAGGUUUUAUAAAUAAUUUAUAAGUAGAAAUAUAAUACAUCGAGAUCUGAAACCAGAAAAUAUUUUAAGUAAAUCUGAUGCUGACAAGAUUUAUCUAAUUGAUUUUGGAAUAUCACGAAAUAUUAAUCAAAAAACCAAUAAGAAAAAAAAGAUAUCUUUUAUUGGUACAAGUCGAUAUGCAAGUUUAGCUGCUCAUUAAGGUAUAGAAUAAACAGCCAAGGAUGAUUUGGAAUCCUUAGGUUAUUUAAUAAUAUACUUAAUAAAAUAACGCUUGCCAUGGAUGAAUAUCGAAUAAAAUGAUAAUUAGAGGCUUGAGAAAAUAGGAAAAUUAAAAUAAGAAAUAAAAAUAGAAGAAUUAUGUUCAGAAUGUCCAAAUUCUAUUUUAAAGUAUUUGUGAAAUUAAAAUUAGAUAUAUGAAUUAUGUGAAAUAAUUGACUACAGAAUAAAGGCCCUAAUAUGCUAUGCUAAGAGGAUUAUUCUUAACAAAAUUACAUAACUUUCCAGAUUAAGGAUUAGAUUGGACUUAUCAAAAUAGUAGAUCCCAUAAGAAUAAAGGUAAUAAAAGAGCAAAAAGCACAUAAAAUUCGAAUUAUUAAAGUUGCGGUACAAUAAGAAGGUAAAUAAAGUAAAAAUAGAAUUUAGAAAUUUUUAAGUAGAUAAUUUAUUACCUAAAAAUGUUAAAACAGUUUGUGUUUAAGAUGAAUUAGUGGGAUCUUGUUAUAAUGAGAGUAGCGGAUUAUAAUUUAGUGUAAUAACCAAUUAAAGAAGUAUUAUGAGUAUAGGAGUGGGGUUUUCAAUAAGUGAAAUUCAUGAAGGUUUAGGAAUUCAGCAGAAUCAUAAUUAAAUAGCAAGAAUAUCAACAUUUGAAAGUAUUAUUGAACAUGAUCCAGUUAUGAUAAAGGCUGAACAAUAAUUAAUGGAAAGGGAGAAUUAAGAUCUGGAAAUAAAAUAUAAUUUACUACAUUUCAAAUCAGUUUACUUUAACUUCAAAAAUCCAAUCUAACAGUAGAGUUUACGAUAAAAAUAAAUCCAUAAGUGACAUUAACAUAG
Paramecium sonneborni is the source of this 1449-nucleotide messenger RNA. The record is from the annotation of a GenBank genome assembly. NCBI's taxonomy places the organism in Eukaryota, Ciliophora, Oligohymenophorea, Peniculida, Parameciidae.